This is a messenger RNA of Cyclocybe aegerita, 411 nucleotides long. Lineage: Eukaryota; Fungi; Basidiomycota; Agaricomycetes; Agaricales; Hemipholiotaceae. The record is from the annotation of a GenBank genome assembly.
AUGCCGCCUCCGCCACUGCCCCAGGAGCUCAAAAAGCUCAUAAUUCAUCACGCUAACCUCAUUCCAGAUAAUUCAGACCAUAUCAAGACUCUAGGAGCGCUCGCUCUGGCGUCUCAGGAUUUCCGCUACCCAGCGCGCAGAUGCAUAUUCUCGGCCGUCGAGAUCGAAGAAACCUACGACGGCAACGUGACCACCUCUCUUCGAACCCAGGCAGCCUUCACUUUCUUCACUAUCUCAUCGAAAGCGACAUCGAAGAUGAUCCCAAUACCCAGGAUCGCGUCCUACAUCUCGUUCACGGUGCGCUUCACGGGAGACGCCAUACACUUCUUCGACUCCCUUGAAGACGGUGUUUCGCUGCUGUUCUCGACUGUCUAUUCCACUCAGCCUCCAACUCCAACCAGGGACACUUGA